Messenger RNA from Echinococcus granulosus, 2493 nucleotides. Its product is annotated as Mitogen-activated protein kinase kinase kinase. Gene Ontology annotation, molecular function: protein kinase activity; ATP binding. The transcript has 18 exons. Bases 1 to 2493 code for a protein of 830 amino acids. Lineage: Eukaryota; Metazoa; Platyhelminthes; Cestoda; Cyclophyllidea; Taeniidae. Gene Ontology annotation, biological process: protein phosphorylation. The record is from RefSeq and is a predicted model, not a curated record.
AUGGGAGCUCUUCCUUUAUUGUCUUCCCGACUGAAGGAAUGCUUCAUGGAUGCGCAGAAUGAAACCAGACUUCAUCUUUCCUGUCAGUUUGUUAAGGAAUUGCGAGUAGACCGUGAGACACUAAAAGACGACGAACUCCGCGAGAAGUUGCAUAAGAUGCGACGUCGUCUCGAUGACCCAAGACUUCUCUCCCCGGAUAGUCUUCUUAACAUGUUUCUUUCGUAUAUGCAUGUUGAGGCCUAUUCGGAAAUGAUAAGUCUCAUGGAGGCCAUUCAGGGACUCGAAAAUUAUCAACACUUGCUGGAGCCCCCUAAUAUCCGCUACUACUAUGCAUUCGCUCUUAAUCGUCGAAAUGGUAAAGGCGAUCGUGAGAAGGCACUGAGCAUCAUCAAGGAUGUAAUCGAGAACUGUAAGCAACCUUUCCCCGAUCUGUACGGUCUAGAGGGUCGGAUAUACAAGGAUCGCUUUGUGGAAUCAAACUGUACUGACCGUGAAUCCCUCGAGAAGGCCACUGAGAGCUACCGAAAGGGUUUUCAAGAAUCGUCGAGCGAAUAUCUGGGCAUCAAUCUGGCAACACUACUUGUGAUCGGAGGAGCUGACAGAAGCAAUAAGGAGUUGGCCACCGUCUGCAAUAUGCUGUAUAUUAACGCGGGCAGAAAGGGUAAUCUCCAGGAUCUCCAGGACUACUGGGAUGUGGCAACUUUCUUUGAAGUGUCUGUCCUUUGGGCCGACUACGCAGGGGCCGUAAAAGCGGCUAAGUACAUGCACAAGCUGAAUCCGCCUUCGUGGCACCUGGGUUCAACAUUAAGAAACAUUCGACUGAUUUUGCGAGCUCGGAGGAUUAGGGCAGACACAACAGAUAAGGAUAUGGAGCUUUUCAACUUCUGGUUGGAGUUCUUUCACGAGUGCAUCCAAAAUCCCGAAACCAAAAAAAAGUUAUCUGAGGGUUUAAAGGGUGAUGAGGAAGGUGAUAAUGAAAAGAAGAAUCAAGCGGUAAAAUCCGAGGAGACAUCGGCGGCCGAAGCACCAUUGCGAAUCUACUUUCCGGUGCUGCUGGUGGACAUGAGCGGUGAAGAGUUGAGACCCGCCCAUCUCCACAUCCACGCUCACUCGGACAAGCCGAACAUGCGCGUGUGCUACAUCGAGAGCGGUCAACAGCCACCUCCGAAGACCUCCACACAUCGCGCUGUCACCCCCAUGGUCUUCACGUUCGCGGAGGAGAACGGUACGGAGAAUGGCGAAUCCGCACCACUUUCUAACCUCCGGCUCAAUCCAAUCUACGACCUCGUUUUCUAUGAGGAUGAUAUCAAGGGGUUUAGCCUCAAUCCAAAGGAUAAGCGAAAUCUCUACUUCUUCACGGUUCAAGCGGAGGAUUAUUCCAUCUUCUUUCCCUGUGAACGCUCGCGAACUGAAUUUCUAGCUGCCAUUCGAGCUUCGCUCUCGGAGUCUGAUAAUUACCUCUUUGAUGAACACGAAGAUGACGAACCUAUUAAGUUUGUCUACGAAUUCGAUGAAAGCGGUCAUCCAAUUGUCCUCGGUUCAGGAAGCUUUGGGACAGUCUACGCUGGUCGGGAGCUUAGCAGAGAGGUCAAGAUUGCCAUCAAGGAGAUUAAAAAUAUUCCCCAAAAAGAUCUUCAACCGCUAAUUGAAGAGAUUAAUCUUCAAUCGCGUCUCAAUCACACCAACAUCGUCUGUUACCUCGGCUCAGUGUAUGAGGAUGGAGUCCUGAAAAUUCUCAUGGAGCAUGUUCCUGGAGGGUCGCUUAGCUUUCUCCUGAAGAAAAUUGGCAGUUUAAGAGACGAAACGGUUUCGCAUUACUCCAGUCAAAUCCUCGAGGGUUUGCGCUACUUGCAUGCCAGCAAAAUUGUGCACCGAGACAUUAAAGGCGACAAUAUCUUGGUUAACAUGUAUAGAGGAGAACUGAAAAUAGCCGAUUUUGGUGCCUCAAAGCGACUCGGUGGUCUCAUCAGAAAGGCUGGCACAGUCACGGGUACCAUGCGUUUUAUGGCUCCAGAGCUCAUUAACGCAUCAAAAGAUGGCUACGGCUAUCCUGCCGAUAUAUGGAGUUUUGGUUGUACGGUUGUAGAAAUGGUGACAGGCAAACUCCCCUAUCAUGAGCUUGAUGCGUUCGCAGCUUUUUAUCGGGCGGGCUACUACAGCGCACAUCCGGACAUUCCAGAAGAACUGCCAGAACCUUGCAAAGCAUUUAUCAAACGAUGUUUCGAAAUCGAUCCCGAGAAGCGAGCAAGUGCUGAUGAACUUCUCACCGAUCCUUUCAUUCUCAUUGGGCUCUUUCUCAAGUUAACCCCAAAACUCAAGUGCCCAUACGGGUUGGUGGCCUAUUGCAUUGGGGCUGGUAAACGCCCUAUUCACGCGCAAAUAAAUCCCGCAGGAGGCAGUCGCUUCCUCAUGCUUGCUCGUGACACCGGCAGCCAGAAAGUACGAAGACAAGCCUAUGUCUUUGUGGGCGUGGGAUGCAUCGUAGUCUUUUGA